GGGCCGAGCCAAUGGGAGGCGGCGUUCUUGGUUACCAGGCUCAAGAUGGCGGCGGUGUUGGAGCUGCACGGGACCGGGCCGCACGGAGACCGGCACCGGCUGGAGGACGAGGAGGAACCGAUUGACCUGACAGGCCUGUCACCAGAGGAACGAUGGAGGGUGGAACAUGCACGGAUGCAUGCCAAACACCGUGGGCACGAGGCGAUGCACGCAGAGAUGGUCCUCAUUCUCAUUGUUACCUUGGUGGUUGCACAGAUUCUUCUGGUGCAGUGGAAGCAGAGACACGCCAAGUCCUACAAUCUGGUGACAUUGUUCCAGAUGUGGGUUGUGCCCCUGUAUUUCACAGCUAAACUGCACUGGUGGAGGUUCCUAGUGAUCUGGGUGCUGUUCUCCAUAAUCACAGCCUUUAUUACUUUCCGGGCAACGCGGAAACCACUAGAGGGAACGACGCCCAGGCUGGUUUAUAAAUGGUUUCUGCUACUCUACAAAUUAAGCUACGCCAGUGGGAUCGUGGGCUACGCUGGAGUAAUGUUCACCCUCUUUGGUAUAAACUUAUUAUUUAGAAUAAAACCAGAAGAUGGAAUGGACUUUGGAGUAUCGCUGUUGUUUUAUGGGUUGUAUUACGGAGUGUUGAGUCGUGACUUUGCAGAAAUGUGUGCAGACUACAUGGCAUCUACUAUAGGGUAUUACAGUGCAUCUGGGAUGCCAACCAAACACCUCUCGAAUGAGAUCUGCGCAGUCUGUGGACAAAAAAUCUUUGUGGACGUCAAUGAGGAAGGCAUCAUAGAAAAUACAUAUAUGCUGACCUGUAAUCAUGUAUUCCAUGAAUUCUGCAUCCGAGGUUGGUGCAUCGUUGGAAAGAAACAGACUUGUCCAUAUUGUAAAGAGAAGGUGGAUCUAAAGAGGAUGUUUAACAAUCCCUGGGAGCGACCUCAUGUCAUGUACGGCCAGCUGCUAGAUUGGCUACGUUACUUGGUUGCUUGGCAACCUGUGAUCAUCGGACUGGUUCAAGGCAUCAACUACAGUCUGGGACUUGAAUAACGUCACCCUUUUUUUCUCUUCCUCCAAAACACCCCCUCCCUUUCUCUCUCUCCCCCGCUCCCUACCACCCCCCCUCCCCCCUCCCAAACCUUUCUGGGGAUCCUCCUCCCCUUCCCCAAACUCCAAUUCCGUGGAAUACAGCAACCAGGAUGUUUAAUUAAAGCUCUGUUGGAUACCACAUCCACCAAAGGAGGAGGAGAGAGACAAGGAAGCAUCCGCUUGGGCCAGUGGGAUAUCGGGCUUGUUGGCAAAUGGACUAAUGAGUUUCUUCAGUGUAAUUUUCCCCUCCUUCCUACAAAAGAGAUUGAAUAUUCAAAUUAGACCUGUGCUCAUACCUGUCCCCCAUUGUUGACUAGAAUUGACAAAUCCUAUCCCUACAUAACAGGCUAAAGGGCCGCCUCCUGUUGCCAUUUAACUGGCUGAGGGGCCUGCUCUUGUUCCUAUCAUGGUUACUCAAAGUCUUGAACCACAAGCCAGAGGGGUGUUUUGUUUCUUGUCUCCAAAGACCCAACCUGACUGGAGUCCUGAAAAUCUGCAUUUCUCUGACAUAAAUGGAUUCCGUGGUUGCUCACUGUGUGUAGGACCAGGGUUAUCAACAGGUGAGUUAGAGAGAGCCCGGACUACUCCUUUGAAUGUAACUUAACAUUUGUAAAUGGACAUUCAAUAGUGACUUUUCUGGAGGGGUGGGGGUCAAGAUGUAGAACAACAGAUAACUGGGUUGUAAUAUUGGGACAGCCAUUACAGGAACUGGGGCUGUAAUAUUGGGGCACUUCUUACAGGAACUGUGGCUGUUAAAAGGCAACAGCCGUUAGAAGAACUGGGGCUAUAAUAUUGGGGAAGCCAUUACAGGAAAUGGAGUUGUAAUAGGAUUUGGAUUUGGAAUCCGAUCGAAUAAAAUUCCGUUUCCCUGAUGAGAUUUUUUGGGGGACAAAGUAAGUUCAGUCCUGGAGCUGAGAAAAUUCACUGAAGUGUGCAUAUCAUUCAGUGGACAUUGGUUUAUGUUGGGCUAAAAUUUUGCCUUAAAGGGAGAGAGAGAGAUGUUAAGGAUGGGAAUUAGGAACUGAAGUGGGGAGGGGUUGAGACCAGCAGGUCAAAAAUUCCAAGAAGAAUAGGUUGAAAUCCAUCCUUUUUAUACUAGAUAUAUAUUUAAAAAGCCCUAUUUUUACACUCUAAUCUUUUAUAUUGGAUUGUAUGGGGGGUUAGUCAGCAAUGCAUUGGAUUCAUUGCAAACUCAUCCCCUCCCCUAGCCCAGGAUCACUGCACCAAUAUAGAAAUGGCCAGUUAAUAUAUUGGACCGCAUUUUGUGGUCCUGUGGUUGGAGUCUGAGAAAUAAAUGAGUGUAUGUCAGCUUGUGUGCCCUCCUGUCCUUUCCAAAGUUGUUGAGUGACCCCCAAGGUUUUACAGAUGUGAAAAUAAUGCAGUUUGUGCCGCCUUGCAAGACAUGAGGCAGAUUUCCUCUAUGGAAUGCGUUUUGCAGUGUGGUGUCAACCCGUAUGCGUAAAGGAAGGGCCAGUCUCCCCUGAAUUGAGUGACCUUGGUUGCAGUGAGUGUUGGGCCCCUUGGCUGUUGAGUGGGAGAAAGAAGCCAGGAUACCGGCUCCUGAUCACUGUCCAGUGACCAGCUCCCUGCAGCCCAAUUCUCCUCACUGGAAAGUGUGUGGGGAUCUCAGGUGGGUGGGGAAGGGAUGGAACUGGAGGAGGAAAAGAGACCAAGAAAAGUCAUUGCCGGUGAACAAUCCUCCACCUCUUGGCUCGGCAAGAGACAGCUGUGUUCACUCAUUGACAGCCGUCACUGAGAUUAUUUUCUGACCCUGUCCACUGACUGGUAAUUCGAACUGUGGGUCUGGUGUGUCAUCUGGUCAUUUAUUAGCCAGGGUUCAAUUGACAUUUCUAACACUGGUUGGCUGGUGGAAAAAAAUUCUUUCAGCCAACAUUGGCUGCAACGUUUGUUCCUGCCCCCUCCCCCUCCCCCUGCUGCAUUAAGAAGUUGGUUUGGCCAGUAUUGUCACUGGUGAGACAUACUGCCAUUUCUUUGGUGUGCUGGAUCUGUAAAAAGAAACUGGUGCGAUUCAUAUCAAUAAACGGUGUACACGUUA
Messenger RNA from Carcharodon carcharias (great white shark), 3136 nucleotides. RefSeq names its product RING finger protein 121. NCBI's taxonomy places the organism in Eukaryota, Metazoa, Chordata, Chondrichthyes, Lamniformes, Lamnidae. The transcript has 9 exons. Gene Ontology annotation, cellular component: endoplasmic reticulum membrane; Golgi membrane. The coding region runs from base 46 to 1041 and encodes 331 amino acids. The record is from RefSeq and is a predicted model, not a curated record. Gene Ontology annotation, molecular function: metal ion binding; ubiquitin protein ligase activity.